Messenger RNA from Hordeum vulgare subsp. vulgare (domesticated barley), 1006 nucleotides. RefSeq names its product LIM domain-containing protein PLIM2b-like. The record is from RefSeq and is a predicted model, not a curated record. Gene Ontology annotation, cellular component: actin cytoskeleton; plasma membrane. The coding region runs from base 137 to 751 and encodes 204 amino acids. Lineage: Eukaryota; Viridiplantae; Streptophyta; Magnoliopsida; Poales; Poaceae. The transcript has 5 exons. Gene Ontology annotation, biological process: actin filament bundle assembly. Gene Ontology annotation, molecular function: actin filament binding.
GUUCUCGAGAUGCCACGCUGGUUCCUCUGAAGGAACGCCUUGCCCUAUCGAUCGCCGACCAGCCGGAGGAGACGCGCCUGAAUAAAAAGAAGCCCGUGCGUCCUCAUUGCUCGGCCGAUCACCGGCGCGGAUCACCAUGUCUUUCACCGGCACGCAGGACAAGUGCAAGACGUGCGACAAGACCGUCCACUUCAUCGACCUCCUCACCGCCGACGGCGUCUCCUACCACAAGACAUGCUUCAAGUGCAGCCACUGCAAGGGGACCCUCUCGAUGUGCAACUACUCUUCCAUGGAUGGUGUCCUCUACUGCAAGACCCAUUUCGAACAACUCUUCAAGGAGACGGGGAGCUUCUCAAAGAAAUUUACGCCAGGUGGCAAAUCCGCGGAGAAGAGCGAGGCAAAAGCUCCAAGCAAGAUGUCAUCUGCCUUCUCUGGAACUCAGGAUAAAUGUGCGGCCUGUCAAAAAACCGUGUACCCAUUGGAGAAGCUAUCCUUGGAGGGAGAAUGCUACCACAAGGGCUGCUUCAAGUGCUCGCAUGGUGGCUGCAUCCUGACGACCUCCUCGUACGCUGCGCUCAACGGAAUCCUCUACUGCAAGAUCCAUUUCUCACAGCUGUUCAAGGAGAAGGGAAGCUACAACCAUCUUAUCAAGACCGCACAAACAAAGAAAGAGAACGAGGAGGCUGCCGCCGCAGCGGAGGCAGGGGCGGAGCCAGCUGCAGCAGCAGAGCCCCCACAAGAUGAAGCAUAGAGCAAAGAUUAGGAGCAAAGCAAAGGGGGAAAAACAGAACCAAAUAUAUAUAUAUAUAUAUAUAAAGCCUCCACAAUUGACAGAUAGUAAUUUGCAAUACUUCCUUCCCUGCUUCCGUUUUUGUACGGUCUCUCAAAGCUUGCUUUUGUUCAAGCUGGAAUUGUAUCAUUUCUCGGAAACUUGUCACCUGACAUGAAACUAUUGGUUUGCACAGCCAAAAAUAUUACUAUGCAUUGAAUGGAUAUUUUCUUUGAA